UAAUUCGGCAGCUUCUUCCUCAGCUUGAAAUUCCUGAAGUUUGGAUCUUUUGUCUGAAGUCUAAGCUCGCAGUUUGAGAAGAUAAACUUCGUGAAACCACACUGAGAGAUAAACCCGCCUGUCCUCAGAAGGAUCCGGACUUUACACUUUCCCGGGUCAGCUCUGAGCGGGUCUGAUCGGGUCUACAGGAGCCGGGUUUCUGUGCCUUAAGGCGGGUUGAGUCUGAAGAGUUUGGGGGAGAAAUCUUGAUGGACAGAGGAGGAAGAGGAGAGAAGAGGAGGAGCUGAGAGGAGGACAGCUAUGUGGCAAAACUUUUAACGUCUGGACUGAAAACGAGCUGAAAACACACCUGAGCCCAGGGAUGGAGGGAGAGAAGGAGCAACAGAGGGAGGAGAAGGAGAGUAACGAGGCGGAGGACGACCGGAUCUCUGACGACGAUGAAGUUGCUGACAACGAGGAGGAAGAAGAAGAGGAGGAUGAAGGCUCAGAGGGGGCAGCCAUGGUGUGGCAGGAAGGCUACGGAGAGGACAAUCUGGGUCUUCCCAUCAUGCACUGGGAGGCUCUGAGCCUGCGCAUCGCAGAGCUGGAGAAGCAGGAGGAAGAGAAGAAGGCGAAGGGGUUGUCUCCUGAUCGGGGCCGAGCUCCUGUCAGCUGGAUGGAGGAGAGAGGGAGGAGAGGGGAGAGCUGGGAGGACCGAGACGACGCCUGCAACAGCCAUGUGCUGGCUCUGACAUCACGGCUGCAGACCCAGAUGAACCUCCAGCUCUGCUUCAUCAACAACAGUGAGAGCGAGGAAGAGGAGGAGGAGGAGGAGAAGGAGGGAGAGAGCAGCAGCACACGGAGGGGGGCGGCUCUGGUCCAGAAGAGUCCUCAGCCUGCAGCCAAACCUGAGAAACCAAAGUCCAGAGGCUUCAGGAACACUCUGAGGAACCUGAGAGACCGGCUCAGGACGGACCACAAGACUCAGUCUGCAGCUCGCAGCGAUCCGGCGGCUCAGAGGAGACAUUUAGAGCGCAGUGACUUAAAGAAGUUCAGCAUGAAGGAGCUGAACGCUCACAACAAGUCUCUCAGCAAGAACAUUCAAGACCUGAGCUCUGAGCUGGUCGGUCUCCUGCAGGUCCGGGACCAGCUGAGGACGGAGCAGGACGCCAUGCUGCUGGAGGUCCAGGACCUGACCUCAGUGUGAGGAGAAGGAGGAGGAAGAGGAGGUCUCUGACACACAAACAUUCAGAGUUUCACCACCUGAGGAGAGGACUCAGAUGUUAGGGGUAAUGGGAGUGUGAAACAGGGACACAAGUGGACUGAGUCUUCCUCAGAGUCAGAUUAGAGUCCACAACUCAUGAGGGUUUGGGUUAAAGGGAACUCUCUCUGUUGCAAGGACUGGAAAACCAGAGUCGUUCCUGAUUUUAAAAACUUUCAUUCGGACUCUUCUGAACCAGAUCUCACGGCCAAAAGGGAAACUUUGUGUGACUAAUCUUUGCACGUUAAAAAUACACAUGGUACAUCCGGUCAGGGAUGAAGUCUGGAGGCUUCAGGUGAGGAGAGGACGAGGGAAUCAAGACUGGAUUAUUGUGUUUUUGUUUUUUACUGAGCUGAACAAGCUCCACGUUUAACGACUGCUUUUUUAUUUGUGACACUUUCAGCACAAACAUCCUCUUAAGACAAACCUAAAGCACAUUUUCAUCAACCCAACAGUGGUUUUAAACAAACAUAUCAUGAAUUAGAUUUUUUAAAAAUAUCCCUGGAUGGUUUUUUACUUGAUUAAAGGCUCAGGAUAAAAAAGGGAAAAUAUAAAGAUGCUUCUGUUAUCGACAUGAAACUACGGAGCCCCUGAAAUCCUGCAACGGUCGCAGCUUUUAUCUUGUUUGCACAAAUGAUUAUAAAGUGUUAGUCCGGUGAAGAGGAUGUGUUCGCUCUCUCAUGCUGUGUGUGAUGAAAGGAGCAUAAACAUUCACUUUUGGCUCUGAGAACAACAGAAGCACAUACACGUCUGCAGCAGCACACUGAAGAAACAGCGUGAACACAGAGGGAGCAAUAAUCCAGCCAACUGUGGGAUUAGGAGAUAAAAAAUGAUCCCGCAAGAAAGCUCGGCAAACCUGUAUCAUGAAAAGUGUUUGACAUUAAAAGAAACAGACUUUAUCUAAUAUAAUCAGUAUAAACAUGGGGCGCACCACUCAACCCAUCCAGCAGAGGGCGCCUUUGUCCCACUCAAAAUACCAACCCCAUCAUAAAGCUCAUAAAACGACAUCAUUAUCUGUGUUCUCACUUUCAUUAAAGCAUAGCACUGACUCAUGUCAUAACCACUCCUGCGUUUGCACACAAUAAUAAUCUUGCGCUCACAAGAUACUAAAUCGGAUCAUCUCGUGGGGCUUCAGGUGCUCUGUAUGAAACAGGGUUUAUGUUUAAAAACUCAAAACCCAAAGAAAACUCAUGUUCAGAUGUUUGUGAACAAAGAGGCGGAUGUUGUUAGAGAUGAUGAGUCAGUCUUUUAAUUUGAAGGGGACUUCCUUUCUCUGUUUUUGUCUCUGUCGUGAACCUACAGGACGUGGUCUAAGCUACGUUUAGAUGAUGUUUCUCUCUGCACUGGUUUGAAUCAGUCUAAUUUUUCAGUUUGUUCUACUGAAAGUUUAAUUCCUCUUUUUUAUUUGUGAAAAAGAUCAAACUGACAGACUGGAGAGCCAUCUUGUUUUCAAAGGGAUGUUUUAAAACGUGCGUUCAGAGCGAGCAGUGAUGACACCACGGGCACUGACAUGGACUGAAACUUGAGUCUGAUCUGAUCGAACAUGAUGAUGCUCAUAUUUAAAGAAUCUGAAUGUUUAAUGAACUGUCUUUUUAAAAGCUGUCACAUAUAAAGGGAGAGAGUCUAAUGUCUAAAAUGUCUUUUUCAUUCAACAUGUCCAAACAAUCUCCCGUGCUUCAUUUGUGUUUUUUUGGGGAACAAAAGGGAAACUGUUUUUGUUUUUGUCAUCGUUUCUUGAGUCUUGGCACAAGUUUUUCAAUCUUUUAUUUGACUUUCUAACAAAAACCUGCUAUUUUUUAUCUAACUAAGUUCAUUCUUCCAUGUUCUUCUUCUUCUUCGCUGAGCUCUUUUUUAGCUUAGUGGCUGUAUUACAUGAAAAUAAAAUGUACGUACAAAACGUGA
Molecule: messenger RNA, 3142 nt
Organism: Notolabrus celidotus (New Zealand spotty)
Lineage: Eukaryota; Metazoa; Chordata; Actinopteri; Labriformes; Labridae
Product: schwannomin-interacting protein 1
Exons: 7
Coding region: 362-1186 (274 amino acids)
Biological process (GO): positive regulation of hippo signaling
Cellular component (GO): plasma membrane; cell junction
Source: RefSeq, a predicted model, not a curated record